AUGCGUUCCACUGCAAACAUCGACGACAUUCAGCCAAACACCAACUCGCAACUCACGAUUGCUCAAAAUAAUGAGAAACCAGACCUCUCCGCCAGUACAGAAGAACAAGAACAACCAGCCCUCGAUAUUGUACCGAAUGCGCCUAACCUCAACGAGGUUACUUGGGAUGGCCCUGAUGAUCUCAAUGACCCCCGCAAUUGGUCUGUAGCCAAACGGGCCUACACUAUAGCAGUGGUCAUGUGUGUUCUCAUGUCAACCUCUAUCGCCUCUUCGGCCAUUGCUCCUGGCAUACCCCAGCUGCUCAAGGACUUUCAUUCGGACGAUACAUUUGCCGGAACUCUCGUCGUCUCCAUCGAGCUUCUGGGCUUUGGUUUCGGCCCGCUGUUCUUUGCGCCCAUGUCGGAACUCUACGGACGACACAUUGUGUACAAUCUCGCCAACGUGGCAUUCUGCCUUUUGACCAUUGGCUGUGCUCUCGCUCCCUCGCUCGACUCUCUAGUGGCGCUGCGAUUCCUCCAAGGGCUGGCAGCGUCCUGUUCAAGCAGCCACGGCGGCGGCACUAUUGGCGACCUUGUCCCGGCCCACCGCCGAGGUGCCGUGACGUCCGGCUACACCUGCGCCCUCUUAUUCGGUCCUACACUCGGUCCCAUAUUCGGUGCGUAUUUGACCAGAGCAAAAGGAUGGCGCUGGGUGUUUUGGGCGAUUGCCGUGGUCAACACGGGAGUAACUCUGCUAUACAUGUUUACGUGUCGAGAGACAUAUGGACCUGUGCUCCUCAAGUGGAAGGCCAAGAAACUGAGAAAAGAGACUGGCAACCCGCUCCUGCGAGGUCAAGGUGAACAGCUAUUGCCCGCGGCAAAGUUGCUGAGAAGGUCCAUCAUCCGGCCUACCAGAAUGCUUUUCCUGUCGCCGAUUGUGGCGGGCUUGUCGCUGUACAUUGCGACCGUCUAUGGUCAAGUUUAUCUGCUCUUCUCCACCUUUUCCUUUGUCUUUACAGAUCAAUAUGGAUUCACCGAGGAAAACAAUGGCCUCACAUACCUGGGCCUGGCGAUUGGCAUGCUCAUUUCGCUUCUUAUUGCCGGUAUCGUGUGCGACAGGACUUAUCAACACCUGACCAAGAAAUACGGCGAGGAAAAGCCAGAAUACCGCCUCGAGACAUUGAUUUGGGGAGCAAUCGCAACUCCGAUCGGUCUCCUCAUUUACGGCUGGACAGCUCAGUACUCGGUGCAUCCAGCAACCCCAAUUUUCGCGACUUCUUUUGUGGGCUUUGGUGUGACAUUUACUUUUAUUCCCAUACAGGUGUAUCUGAUUGAUGCUUAUACCAAGUACGCUGCAAGUGCGACAGCUGCCGCGAGUGUGCUGAGGGCCAUUGCCGGGGCGCUUCUGCCGUCGGUUGGCUUGCCCAUGUAUCACAGACUUGGUCUUGGCUGGGGAAAUACCUUGCUGGCGUUCAUAGCGAUCGGUCUCUCGGGGUUGCCCUUGUUAUUUCUACGGGUUGGAGAGAAAUGGAGGACAAGAUUCCCGGUUGAACUUGAGUGA
Molecule: messenger RNA, 1539 nt
Organism: Pestalotiopsis fici W106-1
Lineage: Eukaryota; Fungi; Ascomycota; Sordariomycetes; Amphisphaeriales; Sporocadaceae
Exons: 5
Coding region: 1-1539 (512 amino acids)
Biological process (GO): transmembrane transport
Molecular function (GO): transmembrane transporter activity
Source: RefSeq, a predicted model, not a curated record